GUAGGCAUUUAUCUUUGUCGCGAAGGAAGCCGCGAUCCAGUAGCUCGCUAUCUCCCCGCCGCACGCCGAUCGAUCGAUCACCCAGCGAACCAAGCGAGUCGGAGAAGGCUACCCUUGACGGAGAGCAAGGUCUUGUCGCAAGCUGCUCCUCGGUCGGCCUUUCUUCCUUCCCUCCUACACCUCACUCCCGUCAACCUACCCACACCUCCCGUCUUCCUAUCUACAUCCUACAAACCGCGCAUAACCAUCAGUAUGUCGGCGAACCAGUACUACCAGCAAGGCGGCCCGCAGUACCCGCCGCAAAGCUACGGCGCUCCUCCACAGCAGUACGGCGGCCCGCCACCAGGCCAGCAGAUGUACUACGGCCCGCCGCAGGGCCAGCAGAUGCAGUACCAGCAGGGCCCGCCGCCGAAGCAGAAGAAGGACCGUGGGUGUUUGGGCGCUUG
This is a messenger RNA of Trematosphaeria pertusa, 446 nucleotides long. RefSeq lists its product as uncharacterized. The record is from RefSeq and is a predicted model, not a curated record. The transcript has 2 exons. NCBI's taxonomy places the organism in Eukaryota, Fungi, Ascomycota, Dothideomycetes, Pleosporales, Trematosphaeriaceae. The annotation marks the transcript as partial.